AGUUCUUCAAUAACUUCUUCUGGUUUUAUUGAGUAGUUUUUAUUUACAUCGCUAAACCGUUCAAUCUUCCAGUGGAUAUUUUGACUAACAUACUGGGCGACAUUAAUGUCGCCCAGUGAACAUUUUUUGUCACCUAGUAGAUUGUAAUAUUAAUAACUGGACGACAACAAUUUUUUGGUAGAAAUAUAAAAAAAACGAUAACACAUCAAGUAAUAAUUAGAAAUUUGGAAUAAUUAUAUUUAUGCGUAAUGCUAUAAAUUGCUAACAUCACUAUAAGUUGCCCAUAUACUGUCGAAUAUACACACCAGCGAUCGGCUUCAUUAUCUAUUUUCAUUUAUAUUGUUUUGUGGGUAUUUGACGACGUUAUCGCGGCGCCGUAUCGCAGCGUUGACGUGUGUAAUAACAUGUCUAUUUUUAUUUCAGCCAAAUUUCUUAGUAUUUAAUUUUGUUUUAUCGUAAAUAUUCUGGUAUUUUCUGGCAUUUUUCCGGCAUCCGUCGAACAUCGAGAUCGAAGUGGAUUGAUAAAAAUCAUAAGAUAUCAAUAUAUCAAAUCAAUUUAAUCCGUUAUAGUUCCCAAUAUUAAAAUGGCCAAAUGUAUUACAGACUAUUUUUUUGAAAAAGAUCAAAAUAUAGAAAAAAAAAGAAAAUUAAUUAUUGAAAAUCGUAUACCGUGUACAAGUACCAAUUCUUUGUCUAGUACACUUGAUACGACAGAAAAUGAAUCUCAGUUAAAUACAGAGUGGUAUAAAAGGUCGAAACUAGAUGUUACUUGGUUGUUGCAAACAUUUUCUAUGCUCAAAAAAAUUAAAUUGGGGAAGCGAUCAGGAUUAAAAUGCAUGGUUUGCUUUGAGCAAAUUUCAGAAGCUAUAAAGUUUUCUCGUAAUGGGCAUGUCCCAAUAGCUGAUGGUAUAAGAUGUGAUGGUAAAAGAGAAUUGAUGAGGGUUGUUGACCAUUUGCAUAGUGACGCUCAUAAUGCCGCUCGUAAAGCUGACGAGACUCAGCGCCUAUGGCUAACACAGGCUGAUAAACAUCCAUGGGUGAAAAUUCUUAAAAACCGUGAGUCAGAAAUUAUUAAAAAUUUAAUUGAAUUAGCUGUCGAUGUCCAUAAUGAUAGCAAAGUAUUGACAUUAUCUGCUAAUUCUUGGCCAUCUAGAUCACUUUCGAAAAUGCAUGCUAAUGCUCAAAUUGCUAGUUAUGGAGAACAUGGUUUAGAUUCUAAAUUUGCUUGUUUUAAACAAUCCUCUUCUGCAGUUCACUACAAAAAUCCUGUUAUAUAUCGUGAAAUGUUAGAUACAGUCGUCUAUCAGCAGUCAUUGCGUGCACACGUUCUCUUAUCGUUCUCUUAUUGCUAUAUUGUUACAGCUAGUAAUAUAAAAUGGUAUCUUGUCCUAUUUGUUCUUUAACUGUGAAACGUAGUCAAUCUAACUUAACUUGUAAUAAUUGCAAACAUUUGUUUCAUCCCGAAUGUGUCUCUUUAAAAAAAGAAGAUGUAGAUUUUCUUACAAGUGCCAACAAACUGUGGACGUGUCAAAACUGUACCAAAUCAAUGAAGAUCCUUCAACAGUCUGACUUUUCAAACAGUCCAGUUACCUCACAGUCCAGUGACAAGCAUUUUGAUUCUACUGAUUUAAAACGUAUAUUAAGUAGUUUGGAUGAUGUUCGAGCUGAGCAAUCAAAGCUUUUUGAUUUGGUUAACAAUCAAAGUAAGAAACUUGAUGUUCUUGAUAAUAAAUUUACAUGUGUUCUUACGGAACUAUCUGCGCUAAAGGAAGAAAAUAAAAUACUUAGAAAUAACAUUGACUCAUUGGUAAACCGAGUAGUUUCUUUAGAAACAAAACAACUGAAUUCAUCUUCCAAUGAUGAUGCAUUUUCGGAAUUCAUAGACCGUCAGUCUCGAUCUAAAAAUGUUAUUUUAUUUAAUGUUCGUGAGCCGAUCGAUAAUAGCGAAAAUAAUUCAGAUAUUUCGACUGUUAAUCUCAUACUACGUAAUCUCGGUGUAGAUAUUAAACCUGUUAUUGUUCAACGUUUAGGCAAACCUAAUAAUAAUUGCCGUCCGAUAAAAGUUUUGUUACCAUCUAUCUCUGAUGUUUAUAAAAUUCUCGGUUCUACCUGUAAACUUAAAUCCGAUCAAACGUUUAAUGAUGUUAAAAUAACUAGUGAUAAAACACCGAAGCAACGGCAACAUUUCAAAGACCUACGUAUUCAACUCAAUAAUCGUCUUUCAAGUGGUGAAAAAGAUUUGACAAUUAAAUAUAUCAAAGGCUGUCCAUCUAUCGUUUCUUCUACGGUUCAAAAAAACUAACUAAAAAGUCUGAACUAUCAAUAUAUUAUCAAAAUGUAAGAAGUCUAGUCUCUAAAAUUGAUUACCUUAUUCCUAUAAUUAAUACUUCUUUCUUCCAUAUAAUUUCAUUUUCCGAGACCUGGCUUUCUGGUAAUAUAUCUAAUUCUGAGCUGAAAUUUAAUAAUUAUACAAUUUAUAGAUGUGAUAGGUCUUUGUCUAAUAGUAAUUGUAAUGUUGGUGGUGGAGUUUUAAUCGCUGUUGACUCUAGUUUAAAAAGUAAAAUUUUAAAUGUAUCUAUUAACAGUGUCGAACAUUUAUUUGUACAUUUACAAUUAGGUAAAACUACGUACAUACUUUGUUGUGUUUAUAUUCCACCUCGUUCGAAUAUCAUUUUGUAUGAAAAUUUUUUUUUUGCUCUUAAUGAACUUUAUCAAAAUAAUCUUAAUUCUAAAAUAAUCGUAUUAGGUGAUUUUAAUUUACCUUCGUUAAUUUGGUCUGAUAUUACCUUACCUGUUAAUUGUAUUUCAAAUAUUGAAUCUUAUUUUAUAAGUAUGUUAUCUCAACUUAAUUUAAACCAAUAUAAUUAUAUUCGUAAUCAUAAUAAUGUCAGUUUAGAUUUAAUAUUAUCAAAUGUUCAUGUUAAUGUCUUUAACGAUCCUGACCCAUUAUUGCCUAUUGAUAAGCACCACCCUGCAUUAAAUAUAUCAUUAGAUUGUAAUCAAUUUGACCUACUACAAGUACCGGAAUCAAUUUAUGACUUUAAAAACUGUAAUUAUAUUAAUAUCAUUAACUAUUUAGGAAACUCAAUCUCAAAUCAGGUUUUUAAUUCAUCU
This is a messenger RNA of Sipha flava (yellow sugarcane aphid), 3114 nucleotides long. RefSeq lists its product as uncharacterized. The record is from RefSeq and is a predicted model, not a curated record. Bases 585 to 1403 code for a protein of 272 amino acids. Lineage: Eukaryota; Metazoa; Arthropoda; Insecta; Hemiptera; Aphididae. The transcript has 2 exons.